This is a messenger RNA of Batrachochytrium dendrobatidis JAM81, 1098 nucleotides long. RefSeq lists its product as uncharacterized. The record is from RefSeq and is a predicted model, not a curated record. Gene Ontology annotation, cellular component: SNARE complex; plasma membrane. The coding region runs from base 5 to 919 and encodes 304 amino acids. The transcript is spliced from 2 exons. Gene Ontology annotation, biological process: exocytosis; vesicle fusion. Gene Ontology annotation, molecular function: syntaxin binding; SNAP receptor activity. Lineage: Eukaryota; Fungi; Chytridiomycota; Chytridiomycetes; Rhizophydiales.
GCAAAUGUCAUAUACUUCUCGUGGUAGCAGCAGAGGCUCUAGUCGUCAGGAAAGUCCCCAUCGUUCUGCCCAGUCUUCCUCUCGUAGCAACCAUCCGCAAAAUGCACAUAGUAGGGAUGCGGGUGGUGGUACCAGAUGGACUGCUGCUGCUGCUGCUGCUGAACGAUCACAUAAUGAUCCAAACGGUACAUCCAGUCGCUGGAGACAGGACCAGGAGGACUGGGACAGUAGUGAAUGGCUUCAAGAAAAGACAAAAGAGGUUCAGGGUGAAUCCCUCAGUUCCACUCGUCGUGCUCUACAGCGACUCAAUGAAACUCAAACCACUGCUGAGAAGAAUAUGGGAAUGAUGAAUCAACAGUCAGAACAAUUGCACAAGAUUGAGCUUCGGAUUGAUGUGGCAGAAAACCAAGCCAAGGUCAACGAUGCCAAGGUGGAUCAUCUCAAGGCCGUCAACCGCUUCUUUUUAAUUCCUUCCUUUGGCAAGGGUAAGGCCAAGCGACGUGAGAAGAAACUCAAGGAUGCUAUAGACGAAGGCAAGACCACCACCAAGUCUAGUAAAGAGCGAGAGGCACAGUGGGAAGAGCACAAUAAUCGGAAAGCCGAGUUUCAGAGUAAAUAUGAUGCUAGACCUAACGGUCCUGCAGGUGCUGCAUCUGGAAACAACUCGAGAUAUGAACGUAUAUAUACUACACCCCAGGGAGUGGAUCGUGAUGAUGUGGAAGUCGAAUUGGAUUCAAACUUGAAUGAUAUAUCUAGUGGUUUAUCCCGUCUUAAAAUGAUGGGAAUGGCCAUGAACUCUGAACUGGACUCGCAGUCCCAGCAGAUGAAUCGCAUUCAUGAUCGUACCGAUGCCAGUCGCGACUACAUGGGCCGUCUUAACAACAAGAUGGACCAUUUUGCUCCUAGAAACAGGAAAUAGUUAGAUGUUUAAACUAUCAUUGGCAAGAGUAGCCGGUGUUUUGAAAUGGUUGUUUUUAUACCAUGUUUUUGUUACCUUUUUUUGUUUUUUGGGAUAGUUUUGAUGCACAUUUGAUCCAUUUAUUCUCUCCUAGCCUGUUUAAACUUUAUCUUUUAAUUAAAAACUCUUUAUGUUUCAAC